CAAGGAGUGAACUUUCUGUCUCUUGAGUGGUUAGUGCCAGGCUCUGCACGCUUUCGUGCAUUACGUUCUGAUGACCUAGUGUCUGAUUUCCACAUGAAUGUUUUCGAAAGAUCGCCCGGUCGAGUACUUCCACCAGAGAAAAGCACAUUGGUUGGAUUUAUUCCUCGCCGACAUGUUACGGAAAGUAUCCAUGUUUGCAGUUUACACGAAACUCAAGUAUGGAAGGAUAAUCCUGGGAAAAUGGAUAUUACUGUGUAUACUGACUCGGAUCCGAUUGACGGGUUUGUUAAUGAAACACUCAAGCUGAUUAUGGCUCUUUUUCAAAAGGCUGUGCCCAGCAAAUAUCCAGCGUACAAAAUCAAUAAGCUGGAACUCACAAGGAACUCAACUGAUGGGGACCUGAGUCGUGUGAUGAUUGAUCUAAAUUUGACCGUUGAUGGCCUGGACUACAUUGAAAGGUUUAGCGAAUAUAUUUUUGCUUAUCAUCAAAACAGCCGACUCGAAAUCUGUAGACCGUUAUUUUUUCAAUGGAAACGACCAGUUACUUUGACGUAUGCGUUCUUAACGGAUUGCUCAAGAAAUGACCAACCCUGGGGGUUAUAUUUUAUUGAAAACACAAUUGAACUACUACAGAGGUCAUUGGAAGUUAACAUGAUGGUCGUGAUAACUGCGUGCAACGAAGAGCAACGCCGAAAUUACGAAUCACGUCUUCGAUACUCGGACAUAGAUCGGAAUGCUGUCGUUUUAUUAGAAAAGGCGUACAUGAAAUCACAAUCGUUGAAGUAUGUGUUGUCAUUGGUGGAAAACGAUACCAUUGUUGUGGUCUGUGAUUCAACUGUUAGAAUGCCGGCAGGGUUUUCUGAAGAAAUUCGCAAGCACACGUUCAGGACAUUAAUGGCGUAUUCACCAGUACCAUUCCAACUUGAAUGUGGACACUUUCCCGAGAGUACGCCCCUGAAUGGGCACUGGUGCCCAGAGUGUGCUGGAGUGACAGCAAUGUAUAAAGAAGACUGGGAACAAAUAUUACCUGGGUCUUAUGACAAUGAAAAUGAGGAUAUCAUGGAAGACAAGGAAAAACUUCUGAGUCACAUUAAAAAGACUGAAAUGGAAAUAGCUCAAGUAAAAUUAAAACACCUUUAUAGAUUAUAACCACUGAUCAAUCAAGGUACUGGGUAUAACCAAAUAUUUUUUUAAUCCAGCCUCGUUCCAUGUGGUUGUCAGGGAAAUUAAAGAUUAUAAUCUUGUUUUGUGCCUUACUGACCUUUCGGAUCAAGAACAAAGCAACUUUCAAUCUCGCUAUUUACGGGAAAACAUGAUAAUCGGGUGAGAACUCAAUAGACUGUUCAAAAG
This is a messenger RNA of Dendronephthya gigantea, 1350 nucleotides long. RefSeq names its product N-acetyl-beta-glucosaminyl-glycoprotein 4-beta-N-acetylgalactosaminyltransferase 1-like. The record is from RefSeq and is a predicted model, not a curated record. Lineage: Eukaryota; Metazoa; Cnidaria; Anthozoa; Malacalcyonacea; Nephtheidae. Gene Ontology annotation, cellular component: Golgi cisterna membrane. The transcript is spliced from 4 exons. Gene Ontology annotation, molecular function: acetylgalactosaminyltransferase activity. The coding region runs from base 94 to 1149 and encodes 351 amino acids.